Molecule: messenger RNA, 9720 nt
Organism: Podarcis lilfordi (Lilford's wall lizard)
Lineage: Eukaryota; Metazoa; Chordata; Lepidosauria; Squamata; Lacertidae
Source: the annotation of a GenBank genome assembly
GACGAGGUGUUAUCGCUCUGUUCCCUUUGCCACGCGACGCCGCGUCCGCUCUUUUUUUCCUCCCACCCGAGGGGCCACGUGGGCGCUAUCAGGUUUGUGCUCUGGGGAGCAGGUUGAGCGCAAGUAGAGGCAGGGGAUGGAUGGGGCGAGGGCUGCGAGUAACGCGGAACGGAUCAAACCGAGACUUGGAGCGGGCGGAAGGAGGGGAAAGGGGCUUGGCGAGACAAAGGGGGGCAAGUGGGAAGCGAAGUGGAGCCGAAGGGAAGGAACGAAUUGGGUGAACUGAGUUGUGAAGGGCGAGUGAUAUAGAAGAGAAAUCGCCUGGCAUUUUUGUAUAUCUGAUAUACGGUGAGCCCCACCUGGUCUGGCCAAGUUCCCUGAAUCAGCGCAGGAUCUGAAGACAGUCGGGUCGCUGGCAGGGAAACUUCUAAUUUGUCGCGUUCUUAUUCACUCCCAAGAAUCCAUUAGGUCACCUCCAAGCAACUGACACCAUGAGUGUGGGAUUCAUCGGCGCGGGGCAGCUUGCCUUCUCCCUGGCUAGGGGUUUCACCGCAGCAGGUAGGCAGGCCCCAGUGCUUCCUGAAACAAGAUGUAACAUGAAAUAAACAGUCAAAACUGCUGUCUGCAUGGGAUUCUUGGUAUCAAAGUUCCUUAUUUAUAUAACUUUAUAGUUCUGAUUAAAAAAAUGGAAAUGAUGUUAAAUCCCCAAUAUGCAUAUUUCUCCUCCUGUCAGAUGGCACAACCCUUAUCUGGAGUGAGGUGUUGCGUUCAAGAGAAGUGUCUGGCCUGGGUGUGGGGUGUGUGCUUUUAUUUAUUAUUUGCUUUGUUUAUUAACUCUCUAUAACACCCGUCAUCCACAUGAUCACAAGGUGCUUUACAAUGUAAAAACACAAAAUAAUAGUAUAGUAACAAACAACAACAACCCCUUCCACAGUUUAAAAGGCCAUGGAUUUGUUACUUAAACAAAGUCCUGGGAGAUGAGGAAUGUUUUUGCUUCACACCUAAAAGUAUGUAAUGAAGGUAGCAGGUGAGCCUCCCUGGGGAGAGCAGUCAACAAGCAGGGAGCCACCGCAGAAAAGACCGAUUCUCGUUUUGCUGCCUUUUGGAUCUCUCAUGAAAGAGGCACCUGAAGAAGGGCCUCAGAUGACGAUUGCAGGGAUCUGGGUCAGUUCAUAGAGAGAUGGUCCUUGAGUUAUUGCAGUCCUGAGCUGUUUAAGGCUUUAUAGGCCAAAACAAGCACAUUGAAUUGGGCCUGAAAAUUAAUUGGCAGCCAGUGCAGUCGGGCCAGCAUUGGCAUUAUGUGCUCAGACCUUCUUGUUUUUGUUAGUAUAUUGCAAAAGUCGGGUACACACCCAACUUUAAUCUUAUGCUUCAUUUUUGGAAUGGUAAGCUAAUUAAUGAAAUUCUGCCCAUAAUGGUGUUCCUGAUAAAUAUCAGCCUCUCUGGAAUAACCUGUUCUGCACUAAAGGAUGUGCAUUGUUUAAAAAAUGCUAGCUGCUUAGAAACAAGAGUGGGUGGUGUGUACUGUCAGUUUUCCUUGCAUUUAUUCCUUUCAUUAAAAAUGUUCAGGUUGCAGCAACCAUUGCCUGCAAUCAAAACCUACAAUGGGGAUUCUCAAAGGCCUCCAAAGGAUUAACAUGGAGAAGAAAAAUUCUGUCUCCUUUUGCCAAGUGUCAUUAGGAAUGAAGUAAUAAGACUGGUUACCAAAAAAAAAGGCCAACUAUGCAAAAGUAGGCUUGGUUCAUCUCACAGAUCUGGGAAGCAUAAAGGUCUUAAGGGUGGUGAUUCAAUGUGCAAAUUAUCUAGGCAUUCGCCUAUUGGUAUGCCACCUUCUAGAAAUAUAUGUAUCCAUUCUUUAGGUGGGGGGAGGAUAUAAGACCCCACAACUAACGGUUGCAUAAUGUGAAGGGUAAUGCUGUUCAUGCUAACAGUCUUAAUGGAAGGGAUAUGCUGAAGAGGGAGAAAAUGCUCAAUAGCUGUUGGCAGAAGGCUGUGUUAAAGCUAAAAUUGACCAUUUUUCUUUCUUUCUAGGAGUUUUGGCUGCUCACAAGAUAACAGCAAGUUCACCAGACACUGAUCUCCCUACUGUAUCAGGGUUGAGGGUAAGUGUCAGGAACUAAAAAAUCUAAUAUUUCUUAACCCCACACCCUGUCCUCUCUGCAUGAGGCCACCCUAGCUUUAAAAUCAAUACCAGCACUUUGAGCUGCUAUGCCCAUGCAUUUAAUAGUAUUGGUGUGAUUUGUUCUGAUUGUCACAGCAACCAAAAUUCUGCUGGAUAUUUUUUGCUGACUGCAGAUUCUGAACUCUUCACAUAGAGAACAUUGCAGCUCUUGGUCUUGAUGUAAUUAGGCAUAAGUAACUGAGGCCAUGUUCAUUUAUCCAGGCAUGGCUGCAGUAGGUGAACCAGAUGAAGCUAAUACAAUGUACUGGACACCAAUGUUGCCUGAGUAUUUAAGGAUAAAGCAAAGUCCAGGAGCAUCUCCUAAUUGUGUACCUGAUCUUCUAUGGGGAGUGCAACCCCAUCUAGGAGAGGCUAUUUAGGACACUUCAUUCAUAUUGGCACAAAAACCCAAGCAGUAGUGCAGUUUAGUCUCUGCCUCCCACAUUCACAGUCUGUUUGAUAUGUAAAGGACAAAGUCCUGUGACCUUGAUGGUGACUGUCAGAAUUUUCAGUAAACUAGAUCCUGCCUAAUUCUAGGCUGACCCUGCAUGUCUAAAUCCUGUUGUUAUUCUUGUUACACUUCACCUGUUCCAACUCCUGUAUUCCAGAAAAUGGGUGUGAAUUUCACUCUAAGCAACAAAGAGACGGUUAAAAACAGUGAUGUCCUGUUUCUGGCAGUGAAACCUCCCAUAAUUCCAUUCAUCCUGGAUGAGAUUGGCUCAGAUAUAGAGGAUCGACACAUUGUGGUCUCAUGCGCUGCUGGGGUCACGAUCAGCUCUAUUGAAAAGGUAAAAGACUCACAGCCCUUCUUUUCUGGCAAGUCUUUUCAGGUGAGGCUGAGUGUAGGAACAGGGUAGCCUCUGGACUCUUUUCUGAAGACCAGACUAGAAACUGAUGGUAACAAUCCUGUGACUUGCUCCAGUCAACUAGAAGGCAGGGUGAGGAUCAACCUGUGCUUUACUUUCUUACAGCCCCUCUGCCAGAGCACUUUCCUGCUAGCCAGAGUCACUCCUUAGUAGGUAGCUUAGCUGAAUUAUUAUUUUGUCAUGAUUUUAAAAGCAAGGUUUAGAUGCCCUUUAUUGAAGAAUUCUGGGGUGGUGUAUAGAAAUGUGAAUAAACCUAUUCCAUACGUCAUAGGUGUUACCAAACUAAGUUGUACUCAGAGUAGACCCACUGAAGUUAAUCAAUGUAAGUUUAAAAGUCAAUAUCAGUGGAUCUACUCUGAGCAGUGCCAGUGUGGGGGGGUAGGGGAAGGGGAUCAUUUGAUCUGGGACCUCAAGCUGAAAGGGGACUUUAAAUUUAGACACCUGCUAAUUUUUUUGGCGUCCGUUAAGUUUUGCAACUUGUUUUUAUGUUCAUUGGAUCAAAUUAUGACACAAUUUCUCAGUUUAGAACGACAAAUUUAAGCAAAUGGGAGAUGUGAUUUGGUAAAAGACAUGCAACUUUUUUGUUAACUGAUACAGAUUUUGUCAUAUGCUUAGCAUCAGCAUUGAGAUUGCAUGAAAGUGAGAUUUUUUUAAAUCUUUCACUCUUCUUUUUUUCUUUUGCUGCCUUAUUUUGUUAUCACGUGUCAUCAUUAUUCCUGUGGCUGCGUUUAUUAUGGCUGAGGGGCUUCAAAAGCUGGAAGUGUUCCAGGCCUCCCCAGGCUUCUUAGAGAGCCUGACUCUGUGUAUCAUUGCUUGUAUCCCCAUAUGAAUACAAUAAUAAAAACCACCAGUGAAUAUAAGGCAAACCACAGAAUAAAAAAAGCAGACUAAAACACCUCCAUUGUACUAUUGGCUGCAGAGGUUUCUUUCCCGGACAAGCUCAGUUGCAGAGCACUUUGUUGCCACAUCACAGACACAUUCUUCAUUUUUCACAGGAUGGUGUCAGUGAUGUAUAGCCUCUCGAUGUGAUCUAGAACCCUGAAAAUGGUUAUCUCUGCCCUUUGCUAGAAGAGCUCAUUUUGAAUGCAAGCUGUAUGUUAAAUAUGCUCACUUGUCUCUCCUAUUUCUCUUUUUCUCUAAGAAACUUUCUGCCUUCUGCCCCACCCCAAAAGUGAUCAGGUGCAUGACCAACACACCUGUGAUUGUAAGAGAAGGAGCUACUGUCUACGCUACGGGGACCCAUGCUGACGUAGAGGAUGGAAAGCUCUUGGAACAACUGAUGGCUAGUGUGGGCUUCUGCACUGAAGUGGAAGAAGACUUGAUAGAUGCUGUCACUGGACUCAGUGGCAGUGGACCUGCUUAUGUAAGCACCAUCUCUUCCCUGUAUGAAGCAAAAAGAACUUAUUAGGCAAGGGGGGAUUUUAAGUGCAGAAACGAUGUUUGCGGCAUACUUACAUUUUCACAGAAGGCAGAUCAGCCUGCAGUACUUUUUUUGAUUAGGUACGCGGGUGGCACUGUGGUUUACACCACGGAGCCUCUUGGGCUUGCCAGUCAUAAGGUCGGCAGUUCGAAUCCGCGUGACGGGGUGAGCUCCCAUUGCUCUGUCCCAGCUCGUGCCAAGGUAGCAGUUUGAAAGCAUACAAGCACAAGUAGAUAAAAUAGGUACUACUGUGGUGGGAAGGUAAAUGUUUCCAUGUGCUCAGGCUUCCGUCAUUAUGUCCCGUUGUGCCAGAAGCGGCCACAUGAACCAGAAAAACUGUCUGCAGACGAAUGCCGGCUCCCUUGGCCUGAAAGUGGAGAUUUUGACUGGACUUAACUGUCCAGGGGUCCUUUACCUUUACCUUUUUUUGAUUAGGCAUUUAUAGCAGCAUGUUGAACCUCUAGAACAUCGUCUGAGCUAUGGACUUUUCAGUUGCUUAAUGGAUUUGAAGAUAAACCAAGACCAAGAAUCAGUUAACAUUUGGGAGUGCCUGGUGGAUAAAUAGUCUCAAUAGUCAUAGGCACAGUUUGGAUGGGAGCUGCCUCCAAAAUAAACUUGUUUAUGCAGAGGUAACUUUCAGGAAUAUGAGGUCUGCCUUCCUUAGAGUGUCUAUCCUGGCUUCUUCCUUUUUUCUGGCAGAGGAAAGAUGACACUUAAGAAACAAUCUGUGUUUGUGGGUGGACAAAAUUUUGGCCACUUUGGGGGCCAUACUAUGAUGGUAGGUGGGUGGUCAUGGACCAGAUCAGAUGCUCCCACAUACUCAUUCUCACACACAUGCUCAGUUUAUAUGAGGAGGAUGUCCCUCCCUGUGGCUUCCUCCUCGUAGAAUUUGUACUCCCUCUGCCAAUCUUCCUAUCAGCUGCUGGGGGAGCACAGUUGUUGUAUUAGGGCAGCAUAGGGUAGGAUAUCCCUGCACACCUUUCUUCCCAAGCAAAUCACAUUCCACAGCCAGUCAGGCAGUGGGGAAUUUGGCAGUGGAGGGGCAGCUUGGGCACCCAAGGCAGCACUCCAGGCCUCUGAGGGUUGCAUGCAGCCUGUGGAUUGUCUACCUGUAAGCUAGAUGGUAAAGUCUGUCUCUUCGCCCUGUCCCCCUUGGUUGCAUUUCAUAUCUUUAUUUUCUUGUGAUAACUUCUGUCCUCCUAGGCAUUCACAGCCCUGGAUGCCCUGGCAGAUGGAGGCGUGAAGAUGGGCCUUCCUCGCAGGCUAGCCGUCCGGCUGGGAGCUCAAGCUUUGCUGGUCAGUAUUUCACCUUGUUUGCUGCUUCUUCAAGCUAUGUCCACUCAGCGCUUCUAUUCCAUUUACCUCAAAAGGCAGUAUUUAUGAAAGCACCCUGCACCAUGUUGCUUUCUUCUCUUCUUGUUGCAAUCGCAAGAAGGAAACAAAGGCACUCUGGGAAAGGGCCAGCAGAUGUCUGUGAUGGCGUUGGCUUCAGUCCUGCACAAUGCAGGUCAGGCUUUUUUUGCAAUCUUUUCAGAAUUUUCCAGUUUUUUUUUUGGUUUUAUUUUAAUAACCAUCACUUUAUUAAUGCAGCAAAAUGAGUACUCCCAAGACAUGUGCAAAUGGAUCUGCAUUGCCUGAGAAAAUAGUCCUCUCUGUUGAGGGCAUGCACCUCUGUUUUGCAAGAGGAGCUCUGAAGAGAGGCAAUAACCUUUCACCAAGGAGGAGACAUGGGUUGUGGGUUUUGCAGAUAGGACAUCACUACAGCCGAGAUAGACAACAUGAAGCUGCUCAUCAUCUGUUUGGUAUCUUCUGAACUCCGAGAAUUGGCAAAGCUGAUGAAUGAACAGUAGACAGCAAUCCAGGCACACCACUUUAGCUUCAGCAUCAAGCCACACAUACUGAAAAUCAUUCCCAGUAGAUUCAUGUAGUCUGGUGUGGGGUCUUCCAGGGUAGGGUUAUUCUCUGUGGAUGGAGGUUUGUAUCUGAGAACGCGAUUUGGCCGCCGCGGGUCCAUUACGUUGUUACCGGCCAUCCUGCACCGCCUCUGGCUAACUCCGAGCAGCGCCCCCACCCCUCGGCCGCCGCCGCUACACCAACUUCCGCUCAGAAUUUUCCAGUUUUGAGGCAGGUGUUGCAAUUCUUCUGGUUUGUAUACUUGUGAAUAGUUUUUGAAAUCGCCUUGAGUAUUUCCUUAGAGAGGCUGUGUGUGUGUGUAGCUGCCGCUUCUGAUGAGCUUUUCGACUCAUCUUCUCAAUGCUGCAGGGAGCUGCCAAGAUGCUGUUGGAUUCAGAGCAGCACCCCGGACAGCUGAAGGACAAUGUUUGCUCACCUGGGGGUGCUACCAUCUACGCCCUGCACUUCUUGGAGAGUGGUGGCUUCCGUUCACUCCUCAUCAAUGCUGUGGAGGCGUCUUGCAUCAGGACAAGGUACAUGCCGGCAUGGAGUCUUAAGAGCUGCCCUGCCUUAGCUGAGCCUCCUGAGCAGCUCACAAGCUUUUCCCUCUUCCCCCAACAGGGAACUACAAUGCUUGGCUGACCAGGAGAAGGUCUCCCCGGCCGCUGUUAAGAAGACCUUAAUGGAUAAAGUGAAACUAGAGUCUUCCUCUGCCAACAAGGUCAGCUUAUUCAGCAAAAAGAAUCCUGGCAGCAAGAAGCAAUGAGGAGGCCUGGGCCUUGCCCAGCCAACACUUUCCUUUCCCUUUCAGGGGAAGCAGUAGCUUAAGCCAUUUUUUUGUGGUGGGGCCUAGCCUGGUUUCGCGGCUGCAGGAGAACGGGGUUUUAGCUUCCAGAUGUGAUUAAUUAAAGAGUAGCAGGGACCAGCAUUUCUGGGGGCUGAGCAGGAGGCAGACUGUCACCAGCACCACUUUCCAUUGGGUAGGUGACUGUGUGUACUUCUGACCCUGAGGGAUUUUGCUCCUGUAGUUGUGAUUACGGUGUUUUGUUAUUUACAUCCUCCUCCCUUCCUCCGGGGCACACCCUUUUUGUUAAUCUUUUCAUCAACUUCGUGAACAGUGCUAUUUUUCUAGAAAAAGAGGUUCCAGGACUCACCAUGAACCCCUCCCUCAUUCUUUUAGAAUGGCAAUGGUGCCUACCUGAGAGGUGCCAGAACUGAGUUUCAGAGGGUUUUGGCUGAAAAAAAGCCUUGCUUGUGAGGUACAUUGCCCUGAGAGACAAUGGCUGGCCCAAAGUAACCUGGGGAGCACCAUGUCUAAGCAGAGAUUUUAACCUGGUCUCUCCCAGUCUUUGUCUGUCUUCUGUGGCCGUAUCAGGCUGGUAGACAUUCACUGGUAUGGGCACACUUCUUAUUUAAUAGGCCAGGGACUUGACCCCAGGCAGGCCCUUCAAGUCCUGGCAGUUGUUGUGUAUCCCAUUCUCAUGAAAUAGUGGCUGCUGUACAGUCUGCAAUGCACUCUGGACUUCGGGCUAUGGCGGCCUUAUUUUUUUUUUUGCUCCUCACUGCAAACUGGAUUGCCACUGUUCCCCACACACUGUUUAUCUCACUUUGUAUAGAGGACCCCAAAUUUCCUUGGCAGCUCCACCUGGACAGCCCCUACCAUGCUGCCCACAAUAGUAGUAAAAUAAAAUCUCUCACAAUUUUUCUGUUUCUGCCUCCUUCCAACUUCUCCUAUUCUUGCUAGGACUUUUGCAUUGGCUACAUAUAUGCCGUUCUCCUGUUACCAGCAGAAGUACUGUAGAUGUCCAUAUAGAUUAAAAGUCUGGUGUAGCUCAGCUACUAGAGAAACUUAGGAAACUGCCUUAUGCCAGGCCAGACUCCUUGCCCAUCUACCUCUGUAUUACUUCCAACACUGACUGACAGCAACUCUCCAGGGCAGAGGAAGGGCUUUCACAUUGUCCGCUACCCAGCCCUUUUUAACUGGACAUGCCAGGGAGUUCACCAUGCUCCCCCUGGCUGUUGGGAGUUGUAAUCCUGCAACAUUUAGAGGUCCUCAGGUUCUCCAUCCCUGCUCUAGCUCUAUGAGUAUGGUUUAGUAAUGACAAGCUAGAAUCAAACCGUGGUUUCCAGAUGUGUCAGAACUGGCCUGCUGUUUCACCUACAUUUGCUUGCUUUUUAUCUUCCUUCAAAGGUGCUGUCUUCAUAUAUAGAGAAGAGGUUUUAAAAAUGUGUUUGGGGUUGUUGGUGGUCUUGGGUUUUGUUUUUGUUUUUUUGUUUUGUUUUGCUAAUGACACUUGCUCUAGAAACAAACACUUAACCCCUCUGGGAAGCUUUAUGUAGAAUACCUCAUGAUCCUUUCAAAAUAUGCUGGUUGUUAUUUGUAACUUGUUUACUUCAAGGUGCUCAGGAGCUAACUCCUCAGACAUUCUCUAUUCCUCCUCCUCCUCCUCCCCAGCUCCAACAGAAAGCCUUUGUCCUUCAAGGCUCUGCCCUGCCAGCCUCUUCAUAUGGUAAUGAUUGGAAUAACGAAUCUGGUGGGUGGGUGAAAGAAAUACAGUGGACCAGGGUCACACUUGGAGAUAUGAUAAGACAAUCACCUAAGGAUACAGUAUUAUUUCCUAGAUACUUGCUGGGGUUCCUGCUUCUUGCUUAUUGGAAAGUGUGGAGAUGGGGAGCAUUAUGCUCAGUCUCUCUAGGGGCGUAUUCCACUCCCCACCCCUAUUUUUCUCUGGAGAAUAAACUCUGUGCUUCUCAGCCUGAGACUUGGUGUGUGGGCUGUGUGUUUUAUUACAUGUGUUCCUUGCUCAGAGAGGCCAGAACAUGAUAACUUCUCUCAAGGAUGGGUGUGUGUGUGUGUGUGUCAAUGAUUUAUUUAUGAAAGUGGGGAGACAUGGAUGUUCCACUUAAAAUGAAAAAAUGGUCAGCCUGCCAAGACCACACAUAACACUGAGCAAUACUUCUGUCAACUUCUGAUAAUUUGAAUGGGCAAUAGAUGCAUCAAGAUUAGUACACUUAAUUAUCUCUUUUAAUGUGUGUGGAUAUAGAUAUGCUGUAUACAUACUUUUUCAUUUCACCUGAUGAAGAUCGCUGUGUAAUUGGUAACUUUUAAAAAUACUUCCAAUAGAGACUGCCUCCUCACUUACUGUAUAUUUUUUAAAGAUACAAGUCUUUGGGGAAGUCUGAAGGCUUAACAAGGGACAGGAUCCUGAAUAAAACUUCUGAGUAGAUCCAUUCAAAUAAUGAACUGCAGUUACUUCAGUCCAUUGUUUAGCCUGCAACUGCUUCCUGUUGGUGGAAGUUGUUUUCUUAAAAGUGGAGGAAUUAUAAUCUGUACAGAAUUGCUUUUCGGUGGAAAUUCUUGAAAAACAUUUAUUCUUAAC